This is a messenger RNA of Solenopsis invicta (red fire ant), 970 nucleotides long. It is a transcript of the gene Obp5, whose product is annotated as general odorant-binding protein 72. Lineage: Eukaryota; Metazoa; Arthropoda; Insecta; Hymenoptera; Formicidae. Gene Ontology annotation, cellular component: extracellular region. Gene Ontology annotation, biological process: sensory perception of smell; olfactory behavior. Bases 110 to 544 code for a protein of 144 amino acids. The record is from RefSeq and is a predicted model, not a curated record. The transcript is spliced from 5 exons. Gene Ontology annotation, molecular function: odorant binding; dibutyl phthalate binding.
UAGUCUUUAUAAAAGAGCAACGAAAGUUAGUCACAGUGCGUCGCUAAUUUUGAGUGAAUAUUUCGGAUUAAAUUUAUUCGUUUUUUUGUGCAAUUGAAAAUACUGGAAAAUGUGCGCGCGUUUACUAAUCUGCAUGAUUACAAUUGCGCUAUUCGCAGUACAUCAAACAAAUGCUGCAAUGACAAUGGAACAAAUUGAAAAAACCGCGCUAAACGUGCGAAAUACGUGUACGUCGAAAUCUCAUGCAGACCCUGGAGCUGUCGCAGGAAUACAAAAUGGCGUAUUUCCAGAUGACAAUAAACCUUUGAAAUGCUAUACACUAUGUGUAAUGAAGACAAUGCGAACUUUCAAAAAUGGACGCAUAGAUGACGGUAUGAUGAUUAAACAAGUGGAUCUAAUGUUGCCAGCUGAAAUGGCGGGUCCUUUGAAAGCAGUUGCGACUAAAUGCGCAGCAGAACCACCUACUGGCGAUGAUUGCUCAACCACUUAUCAGUUUGUGAAAUGUAGUUAUUCCACGGAUCCAGAUCACUUCUUCUUUCCUUAAUCGAAAUCAAACGCAGAUAAUGAUGAGAAUAUAAUGCAAUCACUUUUGAAAAUUUGUAAUUACUUUAGCGUUAUGAAAACAUAAAUAUGUAUAAUUGUAUUAAUUUCAAUCGUGUCACAAGAAUUGUGUAAUUAUAAAUUGGUUAAUUAAUAUAUUGCGAUAAGGUGUAUUUUACAUUAUUACAUACUAUACGUUAGUAGUAAUAAUAAUUAAUAAUAUGCAAUGAUAUAGACAUUAUUUAAUUAUUUUAAUUAGUAUAUAAUUAAUUACAAGUAAUGCAUGAAAUAUUAGGUGUACAAAUUAAUAAUCCAAAUUAUUCAAGCAAUGAAAAAUUUAUUUCAAAUUAAUUAAUAAUAUUUUUGCUCUUAUGAAGUUAUGUAAUAUUGACAUGUAACUAUUAUAAAUUGCAUUUAAUUUUAUGGAAAA